Molecule: messenger RNA, 3787 nt
Organism: Panicum virgatum (switchgrass)
Lineage: Eukaryota; Viridiplantae; Streptophyta; Magnoliopsida; Poales; Poaceae
Product: WD repeat-containing protein 44-like
Exons: 7
Coding region: 1508-3517 (669 amino acids)
Molecular function (GO): protein binding
Source: RefSeq, a predicted model, not a curated record
GUUGGUGAGCACUGUGAGAGAGUGUACUGGUAUGUGAGACGGAGCUGGUGAUUAGCCCAGACCACCGGAUUAGAUUAGAGGUGGGUAGCCCGUGCCUGUGCUCUGUUUGGUUCCUUGACAGCCUGUUACAGUUCAGUGUCGAGGAGUGAGUACUGGCAAUUGUUUGCUUGAGAUGGUAGUGGUUUGCAUUGUUCUACGAGGAAAUUUUUUUAGUUCGUAUUUAGAUGUUAUAUAUGCUGUUUUUUUUGGCGAAUCUGGUCGAACAUUCUCUUCAGAAUUAAACUUUGUCUGGGUAGUUGUUUCUUUGUUUUCUGUAGUGCAGUGUCAUGGAGAGUUUCAUACUUUGUGUGCGCACUUAGGGUUUUUUUUUUUGCGAAGGGAUAUGGAUUCAUUAAAAGGUGGAAAUACAUCCCCAAAUUACAUCCACACCCUGGAAAGAAAAGAAAAUUACAAAGAUGUCCGAGAAGGACUUGUUUGUAAAACGCUCUUCUUCCAGCUUCUUCCAUCUUCCCGACGCCGCGGCGCCGAUGCUGCUCGCCGCCCGCCGCCGUGCUUCCCAGCAGACCUCAACCAAGAAGACCACAUGUAAAGCCGCAAGAGACAAUGACCCAGACCCACCGUCAAGCCAUAUGUGAAUCGUUGAAAGGACAUCGGCAUCUUCAACGCCAAGAAAUCGCCGGGACCAUCCGCCGCCGCCGGCAGGACUGACGGCCAGAAUCCACAUCCCACCCAAGGGGAUGACAGGAAGCUCACAUCCCUUCGCCGGAAUGAAGCAGCAAGACCCCACCGAGCCAUCUCCGACGAACACCGAAGCGCCGGAAAUUAUUUGGGGGGGAAAGAAGCUCACCCGCUUAGCGCAGGAGAAGACGAAGCCAUCAUCACCGGAGCAAAGGACGGGAAGCACCAACUGACACAGCCUCAGCUUCGCAGCCCUGUCCGACACGCCAUUGACGGCAAGUACACCGGAGACGAAGAGGAGGGGCAAAAGAACCACCCAACGCCAAGGAGACGUCGUGGAUAAGGAAGUUAUAACCUAAACCCUAGGUAGUAAGCUAUACAAUUGGAUCCGCGCGUUGGUUCGCCGGAUCCCCACCUCCACCGGCGCCAGAGCGGCCGUCGGAGGCAGGGAGCCGGCGAGCACAACGGCGGACCAACGAUUUCGCCCUGUCGCCGCGCUCUGUACUGUAGCAGGGAAAGGGGAAAGGGGAAAGGAUCAGUUGCAUGUAUUUACUUUUUGUGCGUGAACAUUCGGAUUGCCCAAGUUUGGGAAUAUUCACUUGCAAUAUUGUCGUCCCGUUGCCUGUAUUUUAACUGCGAAUCACUUUUUUUCUCUGUGGAGCUUCGUCUUUUCCUGAUGUUGGUACUUUUUCCUUCUUUUUACCCUAUGUUCACAUUCGCUUUGCUGUUUGCAGAUGACAUCUUGAUACCCCCUGCCUGAGUCUUCAGAGGGUGUCAUCAGAGCCCCCUCCGCGAUACAUUGUUUGGUAUAAAAUCGGUUUAAUAGAAGAUGCCGAGGUCUGAAUCAGACAGUGAUGAUAUUUUCUUCGACGCAUUUGAAGAUGUUCGAUCACCAAGGGAGCCUUCAUCCCCGGAGGAUUGCACCACGAGUGAUGAUGUUUCAGUGCCAAGGAAAUUUGAGUAUGAGAUCUGGGCAAAUGAGCCAAUGAGUGUUCAAGAAAGGCGGCAAAGGUUCCUUAAGGGAAUGGGAUUCGAUGAAUUUGUUUCUACUAGGAUGGAUUCUUUUCAGUCCCAUGGGGAAAUCACAACAGUUGAGUCUUUCACCGACAUGGAGGAGAGAACUCUCAGUGGCCAUUCUUCCUUGGAUUCAUCUGUUUGUGACAAUGAAUCAGAAUUUGACGGUGCCUGUUGCAUAAAGGAUAUGGAUAGUGGAAAGAGAUAUAUAGUUCACAAUGCACAUAGCAGCAUAACUAACAUGCUGAAGGAGGUUGGAUCAGAUAAGGUGAUGUCUCUUAUGGAGUUUGAGAGCCUGCUUGGCCUCUCCCGAUCUGUUCAAAAAUUUCUACGGAGAGGCUGUGGUAAUAGUCCUGCAGGAGAAACAAAAGGUGCCAAGAAAAAGGAUGUCAAAAGCUUGUGGAAGACAUUCAUGACAAAUAGAAGUUUUGGUGGCAUUUGCAAGUAUGAUGUCCAUGUAAAAAACAGCAUAACAGCUGUACCAACAAGAACAAGAGUUCAACAUCGGAAGAAAAAUUUUCUUGAAUUCUCUGCUGUCUACAUGGAUCAAGAAAUCAAAGCUCACAAGGGUUCAAUUAGGGUCAUGAAAUUCAGCCCAUCUGGCUGGUAUUUAGCAAGCGGUGGUGAGGAUUGUGUUGUACGAAUAUGGCAAAUCAUAGAAGUAGAAGUAUCUCCUAAGUUGUAUAAGGGAGAGGAUCCCUACGAAAAAGUGGAGAAAGUUCAAGUCUUUAAGACAAAUAUAGGAAAGGGGCAGAAUCAUGGACUUGCAGUUAUACCCAAGAAGGCUUUUCGAAUUUCAGAGACUCCAUUACAUGAAUUUCAUGGACAUACAAGCGAUAUCCUCGACAUGACAUGGUCAAAAUCAGAUUAUCUCUUGACUUCGUCUAAAGAUAAGACAGCGCGCUUGUGGAAACCUGGCUGUGAUGGUUGUCUUGCAGUUUUCAAACACAAAGACUAUGUGACAUGUGUCCAAUUCAACCCUAUUGAUGAGAGAUACUUCAUCAGUGGUUCAUUAGAUGGUAAAGUGCGCAUUUGGGAUGUGUUGGACCGGCGAGUAACCGACUGGGCUGAUACACGGAAUAUCAUAACUGCUUUGAGUUACCAACCAGAUGGAAAGGGUUUCAUUGUUGGCACUAUUGCAGGAGCAUGCCGCUUCUACAAUCAUUCAGGUGAAAACAUCCAGCUAGAGAGAGAAUUAUUUGUGCAAGGGAAGAAAAAGUCAGCUUUCAGUCGGAUCAACAGUCUGAAGUUAUGUACAAGUGAUUCCAGUAGGGUUAUAAUUGCAUCAGCCGAUUCUAAAAUUCGAGUCGCCGAUGGAGAUACAAUCAAAAAGUUUGAAGGGCCAUGGAAGUCGAAGGCUCUAUCAUCACCGUCUCUAACUUCCGACGGCAGAUACCUUAUCUCCGCCGGCAAGGACUCCAAUGUCUACAUCUGGAACUACGCCAACUCGGGAGACGCCAAAUCAGUUCACUCUUGCGAGCUGUUCUUCUCCAAGGACGUGACCACCGCUGUGCCAUGGCCUGGAGUGCGCCAGGACGGGCGCGCCAAGCCUCCCUGCCUGGCCGAGAAAUCCUCCGGCGCGCCCGCUCUACGCUGGCACGGGGAGUCCCGGUCCCCCGGGCCGUGGUCCUUCGCCGACGGCCCCAAGGGGUCGGCGACAUGGCCGGAGGAGAAGCUGCCCUCCGCCGCGAAGCCUGAGAGCGGCCCGCAGCUGGGCGACUGCCUCUCCGCCAUCUCCGCCGCGUGGAGCACGGUCAUCGUGACCGCCAGCCGCGACGGCGUGAUCCGGUCUUUUCCCAACUACGGCCUGCCCGUGAGACUCUGAGCCGCGCGGGCCGCCGGUUUGAUCCGGUCAGGGGAGCGCAGCCGUGGUUGGUGACUGAUAACCCCGCUAACACACCUUGAAUUCUUUUUUUUUUGUCAGAGUACCUAGAAAUUCUUUUUUGUAACAUUUGUUCAGAUCGUGAGCUUCUGAUGAGGAAGAGACGAUCUGUAGUCGGUCCAAGUGCAAACGCUUGUGCUGCUGCCCGUAUCUUUUUGCUGAAUGGUUUGUUAAGUGAGCAGUAAAAAAAGAGCCAUUCAGUUAUCACCUGCA